AUGCGGUUACGCCUGAUCAAUGCGCCGGCUUUGUUCCUUCUCGGCACACUUUUCAUCGCGUCAGGUAGAGCAAGAUCUAAAAAUCAGAGAGAAUCGGGGGUUUUCAGAAGCGCAACUGGCCGCGAUGACGAUCGAUCUCGGAACCCAAUUUCUCAAAAUCGGAAUUGUGAAACCAGGAAUUCCAAUGGACAUUGCGCUCAAUACGGAGUCGAGAAGGAAGACGCCAAAUGUGAUGAUGAUCCACGACGGACACAGGACGUUCGCCGACGCCGCAAUUGGUCUGCAGAUCCGUUACCCACAUCUUGUGCACGGACAACUCAAUGAUCUCGUCGCAAAAUCCACCGAACACCCGUCUUUUGAGCUGUUCAAGAAGAGAAACACCUUCUACGAGAUCGACGAGUCUCCAAAAAAUGCAUCUUCUGUCAGCUUCAAAUUGGGGUCAUUACUUUUUCAGAUUCUUUACGGGUCAAGUAAAAUGAAAUGUUUCAGAGGCGAGAGUUACACCGUCGAAGCCCUCACUGCGAUGAUCCUCGCUAACGCAAAGAAGUUCACCGAAGAAUACGCACAAGCCUCUGAAAUCAAGGACGUCGUAAUCACAGUGCCCGUUUACUUCACUCCCGCCGAACGAUUGGCCGUUGAACGCGCCGCACAGAUGGCUGGUUUCACUGUUCUCCAGCUGAUGAACGACGGAACGGCAGCCGCUUUGAGCCACGGAAUCUUCAGAAGAAAGGAAAUUACCGAGAAGCCGCAAAGAUUGAUGAUUUACGACAUGGGAGCUGCCAAGACAACGGCCACUGUCGUCGAGUUCAAGCUGGCCAAGGAGAAAUACGAGAAGCAGCCGAAGAUGACGGUCCUCGGAGUCGGAUACGAUAGAACCCUCGGAGGAAUCGAGAUGACGAACCGACUGAGAGAUCAUAUCGUCGAGUUGUUUGAGGAAGCGUACAAACCAAAGACAAAGGUGAAUACGAACAGACGGGCAAUGGCCAAGUUCUCGAAGGAAGCCGAGCGACUGAAGCAGGUGCUUUCUGCGAACGCGGAACACUUUGCUCAAAUCGAGAGUGCCCAUGAGGAUAUCGACGCCAAGUUGAAAGUGACUCGUGAUGAUUUCAACCGACUCAUCGCCGAUUUGGAGCCCCGCUUCGGAGAGCCAAUCGAGCAAGCUCUGAGAAUGGCUCAGAUUCCCAUUGAAGACGUCGAUCAAUUCGUGCUGAUGGGAGCUGGAACAAGAGUGCCGAAGGUGCAGGAAAUCAUUCAAAAAACGAUCGGAACGUGAGUCAGAGGGGCAGCCGCAUGCGCAGCAAUGUCUAAACCACUUUCUGCGUCAGUUCUCUCGACCCCAGUGGUGUAUGCGGUUGCGCGUGUCUCUAGAUUGCAUGCCGCAGGGUUCGUUGCCCACUCACUGCGUCUCUCCAACCCGAGCAAAUUAGCAACUCGUUGCCGUGGUCUGUUCGACUGUUUGAGACGCAAUAUGAACAAGAUUGGCGUUUUCGCUAACACCGGGUCCUUUGACCGGAGUUUGAUAGUAGGUCGCUGAACAAUUUUUGCGUUUUCAGGAAAGAAAUCGGAAAAUUCCUGAACACCGACGAGGCCGUCGCAAUGGGUGCUCUCUUCCAAGCUGCUCAUCUCAGCAAAGGAUUCAAGGUUAAGCCGUUCAACGUUGAGGAGAAGGUGCUGUUCCCGGUGGAAGUGCACUUUGUAAGCAAAGUGAAAGAUGAGAAGACGCAGGAGAUUACCGGAGAGAAGAACGUUGUGAAAACUCUUUUCGCCGCCAAUUCUAUCUAUCCAACUUCUCCGAAGACGAUCUCAUUGACAUCGUAUUCCAACGAUUUCUCUAUUGCGCUGAAAUAUGGCUCUAUUGAGAACCUCACGAAGAAGCAGAUCCAGGAAAUCGGAACUCUUCUGGAUAACCUCAUUGAUGUGGAAAUCAGCGGAUUGACCGAAGCUCGGCAGAACAGAUCAAGCGAAGAGUCCGUGUUCAAGGGAGUCAAGGUCUCCUUCCUCAUUGAUGCUUCGGGAAUCGUGAGAGUCAGAAGAGCAGAAGCUCUGUUCGAGACCAAGUCUGGAAUCGUCGGAAGUAAGAAUAUCCCAAUUUUGUGUUGUCUUUAUGUUGUCUUUCCAGCAAUCGCCAGCACUAUCAGCGGAUUGUUCUCUUCAAAGACCGAGGAAGGAGAGCCGACAACUGAUGAGGCGACUGGAACGACGUCGAACGAGGACAAAGAGAAGGAAGAGAAAGUCGAGGAGAGAGAUGUUCAGAAACCGGAAGAGCCGGCUCCAGAAGCACCUGUCAAUGCUACUUCUGAAGAAACUGUCAAGGUGAACGGAACGGAAGAAACUGCCACUGCCGGCAAUAAAACGGAAACGGAAGAAAAGAACAGCGAAUUGCCAUUCAUUGUCCGUCUUCGUAUCAUCAACAAGUACCCAUCCGCCUAUGUUCCCAACAAGUACGAUGUGCAGGAGGAGAAACGGCGACUGGAGGCGUUCGCGGAGAAGGAAAGACUUGCGGCAGCCCGAGCAGCAGCUGAGAAUGAGCUGGAGUCGUUCAAUUUCGAGUGCUCGCAGUAUUUGGAAGAGACCGACUUCACCGAGUUUUUGACUGAGGAGGAGAAGACGAAACUGGAGGAGGACGUGAAGAGAAUCCGUACCUGGCUGGAAGAUGACGUCACGAAAGACACUCCGACGAUAGAGUUCACCGAUAAUUUGCUUGGACUCAAGAAUAUCGUCAGAAGUGUUAAAAAGAGACGUGAACUUCAGACGGCAGUGCCCGAGAAGAUGAAGGAGCUGGAAACUCUUCUCAAUACCACAUACACUCUUGCCAAGAUGGGAGACAAUGCUAAUGAGGAAAAGGCUCUUUUCAAGAAGGUAAAACUUCUGUUUCCGAGGGAUCUUGUAGAUAUUUUGUGUUUCAGGAAGACCGUGAAGCUCUAAAAACGAAGCUGGACAAGCUUAAAACGUGGGUUACAGAUGGAAGAACGCAUCUGGAUACGAAAAAGAAAACCGACGAUUUCAACAUUACUGCAAAAGAUGUCGAAAGCAAGGUACAACUCCGUCACAGUAACAUUUUUCAAUCCGACGUUCCAGAUCAAAAACUUGAACCGCGAGGUGGAUCGGUUCAUGAAGAAAAUGAAGAGGAUCACAACGCUGGACGAUCUGGCUAAAGACGGAAAGAUCAACAUUGAUGACAUCGCCGCAGAAGGCGAGAAAAAAAAACAGGCAGAAGAGAAGAAGCAGAAGCAGCAGCACAAGAAGAAGGCGAACGAGACUGUCGAGGAGGCGACGAAGACGGCGGAGAGCGAGGCCGAGCCGAAGACUGAGCUUUAA
Caenorhabditis sp. 36 PRJEB53466 is the source of this 3318-nucleotide messenger RNA. The record is from the annotation of a GenBank genome assembly. Lineage: Eukaryota; Metazoa; Nematoda; Chromadorea; Rhabditida; Rhabditidae.